Hippocampus zosterae (dwarf seahorse) is the source of this 3018-nucleotide messenger RNA. RefSeq lists its product as uncharacterized. Gene Ontology annotation, cellular component: centrosome. The coding region runs from base 1253 to 2482 and encodes 409 amino acids. NCBI's taxonomy places the organism in Eukaryota, Metazoa, Chordata, Actinopteri, Syngnathiformes, Syngnathidae. The transcript is spliced from 13 exons. The record is from RefSeq and is a predicted model, not a curated record.
AUCGUUGACCACUUCCAGUAAAGCCUGAGGCAGUAGAAGGUGGUUGAUAGGAUCACGCACCCUGCUCCUUUCAUACUCCUUGCGAGACUCCGAAAACAACUUGGCAUUGGAGAUGGAUAUUCCGCAGAAGGGCGGCAAGUAUGAAGGCAUGCGGGAGACGUUCAUCCAAAUCAUAGGCACCUGCACUUCACAGGAGUUGAGGGUGCAGGAGGAGGGUCUGACCGUGGUGCCCGAGUGCACGUCAAACACUUUGGACACCAGCGUCCUCUUGUGCGGGGGUCCCUCCACGAGGAAGAGGGAACACCUGUCGGCGUCCACCAGGAUGCACGCGUUGAUUAGGAUCUUAUAGCUCAGGUUGGUCAGGUCCAGGUCGUUGGAGAUGUCCUUGACCAGUUCUAAGAAAAACUCCCUCUCGUUGGUCUCCCGGAGGCGACACUUGUGGUCGGUGGCGGUGGAGGCGUAUUGUGGCACGUUGACUCUGGAUUCGAGCAGAGCGCUGAGAAUGUGCGCCGUGGUGGGAGGCAGCGAGCUGGCUUUACGCAAGAGUGCGCGUCGCCUCAUGCUGGACUGGGGAUCCUGCUGGCUGAAACUGGCGUGCUCGUCGUAGGUCCGGUGCGCCGUGGUGGCUUUGGACCGGGCGAAGUUGCGCCGAAGCUCCAUGUGAGACGACCUGCGUCGGAGAGCGUCCGGAUUGGCCGGCCACAGAGAAGGCUCCGUCGUGGCCGUGGCCGUGGCACCGCCGCCGCCGCAGCCGCCGCCGCGUCUCACAUCGGCCGCGGUCACUUUCGGAGCCUGGUGCUCCCUCAGCCACCUGCUAAUAUGCUCACAUUUGGCCUUACGGACCAGAUACUCCUCGAAGAGUUCCGGGUGGCAGUCUAAAAACGCUUCGACAUCAGAAUAGUCCGAAGUCAUCUUGGUGGGAUGGAGGUUCUGAGGAGCAAACUGCAUGCGCGCUCCAAUGCUGCUGGAACAUGAGUGAAGCUGCACGGUGGGCUGAGGCUGUGCUGUCCUCCUAACAUGAAUCCAUUCAUUACCCAUGUGAACGCCAUCUUCUGAACAACACAGUGGGAGGGGAGCAGAGAGCGGCUACAGGUGGAGAGGACUUUGAUGCCACAGUUGUUUGGUCGAUCUGGACUCUUCGGAUCCAGGCCCUUCUUUCUUUAACCACCUCCUGCUGCACUGUUAAGAAACGCUAUCCGUCAACUGGACAAGGUGGACUGGCUGCUCGUACCUGUGAAGUUUUUGCAAUCAGAUGGAGUCCUCCGCAGUCAACAACAGCGUCAGGCAAACUGUGAGUCACUCUUACAUCAGUGAUGUCACAAAGAAAAGUGAUGCACCCCUCAGUGAUCAGCUCGUUCCAAAACCCACAGAUGUAAAUGUAGUGGAGAAAGCAGCAAAGACUGCGAUUCCAAGAGAACAUCCCUAUGCCUCCCACAUCUCCCGCUUUGAGAUGUUCCCAUCCUUCCGGUCAUCCGGCGAUCGUCGAACGGGAUUUAGGCCGGCCCUGUUCCCUUUUAUCAGCCCCAUCGUCCCAACUACACCGAAGGUUACUGUACUCAGCAAAACAAAAGGUGGUCCAUACAGGCAUGAGAUUUUGGAGACACCAACAAGGGCAAAAACAGCCAAGUGGCCAGGAGAGAUUAGCUACACAGACCGUCCAAAGCCCGUCAGGGGAGUACGGCACGCCUUGUACGCGGCUCCCACAAAGGCGGUUCUGCCCAACCCCCAAAUUUGUGACGGGGAUUUGACGGCUUCUGACUGGACAAGUAACAUGUUGAGGAGUAUGGAUAGGAUGCAUUGGAUCACUUCUUAUCAGAUGCACUACCAAGGGGUGCAGCAAGCUUGUAAAAUGAAUGACUUCAGGGAAAAAAUGAGUGAGCCCACUGGGAGGACUUCGCAUUCUGCACCGCUGGGAACAGAGAGGGAUCGGUCUGUUUAUGUGCUGGUUCCUUCGAAACUGAGACAGAGAAGAAGACAGGGGAGAAACAACAAGAGCACUUACGCCGACAUGUUUUCACCGGCUACUAACCAAGGCGCUACUUCCGCGAGGAUCCAACGUAUCUGUCCCAUGUGUCAAUGCAAUACAACAACGGAUCCACAGAACGUGGUUUCGGAUCCCUCACGCGCCGUGAGUGAUGGGACCGAAGCCACCGAGUCAAAUCAAGCGGAGAGCAAGGAGGCAGCCAAAGUGCAUUUUGAUGAAAACCUCACGAGGCCUCCCGCGUCGACAAACGAACAAGGCGACCGACGCAAACCGUCACGGCUUCGUGUGCUGCCCGGCAUCGCACCUGCGGGAAAAGCUGCCAACACGAGGGCGGGUGCGGGUGAUGGCCUUCUGGGUCUGCAAGGCAAUUAUUCCAGGACAAACGCCCAUCACAACUUUAACAGCUCCGUCAAAUAUGCUUCUGUGGACUUGAGGGACAAUAUUUUCACCGGCAAGAAACAUAACUUCUAUGGCCUCAACUGUAACAUCAUCCACUGACAAUGUGGUCAGCCGCCGUUAUGUUGAAUUCUCGGCAAAAUGUACUAAACUUUGACUUGAAAUAUUGAACAGUAAACAAGAGAAGAAAAAAAACCUGAUUUCGAAUGUGAAAGUAAAAGGCAAACAUUCAGAAAGGAAAAGAAGGGCUUCAACCUUCAAACCGGCGCUUUGUGACACAACGUUCUUGAGGCCUGACCCUCAGCUUCGAAUGAUGUAACAUUCUUUUCAUUUUCAUUUUUUCUUUUCAGUUUUCAUUCAUUUAUGCUUUCAGAAUAGAAGGACAUUGACAUUUGACACACACACACACACACACACACACAAAACACAAACCGAUGUUUGCAGCUCUUCUUUUUUAAAACUUUUUACUGCUCUUUCCCUGACAGGAACUCGACGAUAAACGGGAUCACGCUGCCUCAUUUCUUUUAAAAUGCGUGCGCUUUCACGGGAUCUUUAUGCACAUUUACUUUUAUUGGCAGUCAUAAAACACAGUACAGAGACUCUGAUGCUCACCUGCAAUAAAUUUCAGGUUGCUUUGC